Molecule: messenger RNA, 1518 nt
Organism: Momordica charantia (bitter melon)
Lineage: Eukaryota; Viridiplantae; Streptophyta; Magnoliopsida; Cucurbitales; Cucurbitaceae
Product: Polynucleotidyl transferase, ribonuclease H-like superfamily protein
Biological process (GO): rRNA 5'-end processing
Source: RefSeq, a predicted model, not a curated record
UUAAGAUUGUCAUGAAACACAAUGUGCUGUCAUGGAGUGUGUCGGGGCCUGGGCUGUGAUUGGCGAGACAGCGGCAGCGGGACCUGUGUUGUGUUAUCCGCUUCUCUCUGUGGACCGUGGAGCGCCGAGCGCCGAGCGCCCGCCUACAAAUGUUUUCGCAACAUUUUCAACCGUUUCCGCCGCAAAGCCUUAUUCCGAGCAACCAGAAACUUCAGUCUUCGACCAUUCUGUGGCUCCCACGAUGCUCUACCUUUGCUCAGCCAAUCCUAGAAUGCAAUUGCGUCUCAGAAACAAGGGCGAUUUCCUCCAUUGAACUUCCGCCUAAUGCCCUUCGCCGCAAGCUCGACCCUCACUGGAGAGGAGGUUUCAGUCUAGGGGUAGACCUCGGAACCUCCCGCACUGGCCUUGCUCUUAGUAAAGGCUUCUCCACUCGUCCUCUUACCGUCUUGGAGUUGCGAGGACAUAAGCUUGAGGUUAAGCUUAUUGAGAUUGCUGAACAGGAAGAGGCUGAUGAAUUUAUUAUUGGACUUCCUAAAUCAAGCGAUGGAAAAGAGACACCGCAGUCAAAUAAAAUUCGUAGUAUUGCUGGAAGGGUAGCAGCUCGAGCAGCUGAAAGAGGUUGGAGAGUUUACUUGCACGAUGAACAUGGGACAACAUCUGAAGCGGAAAACCAUAUGAUUUGCAAGGGGCUCAAUAAAUCUACUCGACAGAAGAAAAUCGAUGCCUAUGCUGCCAUGGUAAAGUGCUGAUUCUCAUAUUUAUGAUCAUUGGAUGAUGACUGCAGCAAUGAAUGUCAGGCCAGGGAACCGAACUUGUAGUACCUAAGAGUCUAGUCUUACAAGAAAAACUUAUCGAGGGACCACCUACAGACCCUGACUUUAAGGAUUGAGAAUGUACUUUGAGGAAAGAAAAGAAUCAACUGGGAAGAGGCCCUCUGUCAAAGUUGGGGAGCUCCUGAUGGCUUUCCAUCGAGGAAACAAGAUUGCUAUUUAACCAAGGGAUUUCUUUCUGUUCAAUGAGGAGAGCCACUACCCAUGAAGAAGGGAGCGCACUUUGGGGAGGGGCUUACUUCCUCAAAGAUGGUCAGAAAUUUGGGUUAAAAAGAUAUGUUUCUCAUGAUGGUCGAACUGAAGGUAGUGGUGGUUGAGAUGGCACAUAUUGACAUUAUAUCUUUGCGAUAUCCUUAUUAUCUGAAUCUCCCUAUUUUUAGCAGAUAUUGAAUUCACCAAGGUUUCGGUUAGCUAAGGAUGAUAUUUGUUAAUUGCUAAGUCCUCCCUAUACCAUAGGCAUAUUUGCACUACGCUCGUCCUUUCAGAAAAGUUGAUAUUGAAAUAGCAGAAAUGAUGGAUCUGCAGAAUUUUGGAUGUAGAAUUUUGGCAACUGGUCCGGAUGGCUAUGCUAUGGCUUUCUUCGGAGAAAUUUAUUUUGCUAAGGGCGUUUGUAAGGUCAAGACGGGAUUAUCGACUCUCCCAAGAUUAGCCAGCCAGAUAAAUAAAUACCGACUUUCUUCCAAGAAAA